Molecule: messenger RNA, 1776 nt
Organism: Rhagoletis pomonella (apple maggot)
Lineage: Eukaryota; Metazoa; Arthropoda; Insecta; Diptera; Tephritidae
Exons: 3
Coding region: 160-1776 (538 amino acids)
Biological process (GO): DNA integration
Molecular function (GO): nucleic acid binding
Source: RefSeq, a predicted model, not a curated record
GAAACCACCUUGGUGGAGUACAGAGAUUGACGAGGCCCGCAAAAAUUGUCGUAGAGCCUUCAAUCUCGCAAAAUCCUCGGGAGGCGAUAUGCAAUGGGAAAUCUAUAAGUUAAACUUGAAAGAUUACAAGAAACUACUAAGGAAGAGCAAGAGAUCCUCAUGGAGGAACUUUUGCAGUGGUAUGGAAUCCGUAUCAGAAGGGGGGGAGGCUCCAAGGUCAUAGCGUAUGCUGACGACCUUGCGGUGGUUGUGAGUGGAAAAUUUCCACAAACUCUUUGUGACAUUAUGCAGGACAGACUAAGGUUAAUCGAGAGAUGGACCAAGGAGAAAGGUCUGGGUGUUAACCCAGAAAAAACGGACCUGGUGCUCUUUACCAGGAAGUACAAAAUCCCCUCACUUCAGCUCCCUGCCAUAGGCAAUAAGAUUCUGAAGCUAGGGGAGUCUGCAAAAUAUCUAGGCGUAGUCCUGGACAAAAAGCUUAACUGGGCGCAAAAUAUACAAGAGUGUGUUAAAAAAGCGACGGUAGCCCUCUACAGCUGCAAGGGGGCGAUUGGGCGUAGCUGGGGGCUGUCCCCUAGCAUCAUGUAUUGGUUAUACACGGUAGUUGUUAGGCCGAUUCUAUUAUAUGGGGUCUUGGUAUGGUGGCCAAGUCUCAACAGGAAAUCUACAACUGAAGCACUCCAAAAGGUGCAAAGAAUUGCGAUGCUCUGCAUCUGUGGGGCCCUGCGCACAACUCCAUCGGAGGCUAUGUGCGUGCUCCUCGAUAUUUUACCAAUUGAAAUUGUUGGAAAGCAAUCAGCGGGGUGUGCCGCCUUGAGGUUGAGGGAACUACCAGGCUGGAGGGACACUCAGGAAGGCCACACCGCAAUCUUAAAGGACGUAAAUAUACCGGACACGGAUUACUGUGCACCAAGGUUGAACUUCACAAAGAGGUAUAGGAUUUCCAUUCCAGAUAGAAAAUUCUGGUCAGGAGGGGCUCCCGAUGACAAUGGAUCACUCCACCUCUACACCGAUGGCUCUAAGCUAGACGGCAAGGUAGGAGGGGGGGUCUUCUCGGCCCGACUGGGGCUGGAAAUAUGUUUUCGCUUACCCAACCACUGCAGCGUCUUUCAAGCUGAGGUCGCUGCCAUACAGGAAGCGGUUGAACACCUACGUACAAGAGAAGUCAUUUAUAACGAUAUCUUCAUCUACUCAGACAGUCAGGCCGCACUCAAAGCGCUCGACUCGGUCACAUGCAGUUCAAAAACCGUAGCGGACUGUCGCAGAUCUCUGAACGAGAUGGCUGAGCAGUCUGCACUUCACUUGGGCCAAGCAAACCAAGUUGUUAUUCCAAUUGCAUUACGUAAACGCAUUUUGCAGCUUUUACAUGACGGCCACUGGGGUGUUGUGAAGAUGAAACAGCUUGCGCGCAGCUACUGCUGGUGGCCCGGUAUUGACAAAAACAUCGAAAACGUUGCUAAGGAGUGCGAAAGUUGUAAAACUAACUCAUCUAGCCCACCUUGCGAGUGCAGUAAUUGGCCAGUAGCCAUGCGAUCAUGGGAGCGUGUUCACAUUGAUUUUGCCGGCCCUAUAUUCAAUUGUAUGUGGCUCGUGUGCGUAGACGCGUACUCUCAAUACCCCUACGUGACACAAAUGAAAACAACGACGACAGCUGACACCAUUAUUGCUAUCUCCGCUAUAUUCGCCAUUGAAGGGCUCCCCGAAACGAUAGUCAGCGACAAUGGCCGCAGUAAACGGCCGAUAUGUUCAAACAAUUUUGUGCCGGCAAUGGCAUAA